CUGUGGUCCGUGUGGUCGCUGCAGUUCACGGUCGGUAGUUCCGGUUCUGUCAGAAGCGACAGUCGUGACGUGUGUUGGAAAUGUCUGAAGAGAGUGAAUCUGUGUUCAGCGUCGUCCCUGAUGAUGAGGAAUCAGGAGAAAAGUUCAAGAAAAGUGACCAGGUUGCUUUUUACAGGCGACAAAUGCAGGGUCCGAACCUGCAGCACCGAGCCCUGCUGGACACCAUGGUGCUCACAGAGAAGGGGGCACGAUUUGAACUACUGGAGGCCAACACACAGACCAGACUGAUUCUGUUGGUGUCGCCCUGCAAAAAUGACACUGUCAGGAUUUUGAUCGACGAACUCCAGCCCAUUAAAGCACGUUACCGAGUUCAGGAUGUGACAACUGGGGAACCACAGUGUGAACAGUUGCGAGUGAAGAGACAGACGAAGGGCUGCGUUACACUGACUUGGUCGUCAGGACGUCAUCAGGCUCGCGUGUGGCGGUUUCCCUUCUAUCUGGAGAUCCUGUGUGAAGAGGAAGUGAUGGUCACAUUCAACUCUAGAGGAAAACUGUGGUUCGAGACGCUGCAGGACCGACCCAGUGAGCUUCAAGAGGACGACUCGAGUUCAUUGUGGAAAGAGACUUUCAAGCAGUUUGUGGAUAUCAAAGCUAAUGGCCCGAGCAGCAUUGGGGCGGACUUCUGUCUUCAUGGGUUCAGUCACGUGUACGGUCUUCCAGAACAUGCCGACAGCCUGAAGCUCCGAGACACCAGAGAUGAUGAACCUUAUCGCCUCUAUAACCUGGACGUCUUCGCCUAUGACCUGUACAGUCGCUUUGGCCUGUAUGGGUCUGUGCCACUGUUGGUGGCCCACAAGCUGGACAGGACCCUGGGUGUAUUUUGGCUAAAUGCAUCUGAGACGUUUGUGAACAUACGUUACAGCCCCAGUGACCAGCAGGAUGAACAGGUGCCCCUGAUACAGAGGAGGUGGAGGGAGCCGCAGACUGACGUCCACUGGCUGUCAGAGAGCGGUGUGAUGGACUGUGUGCUUCUGCUCGGGCCCAGUCCCCAGCAGCUCUUCAGCCAGUACGCUCAGCUGACAGGGUAUCCAGCGCUGCCCCCUCUGUUUGCCCUGGGGUACCACCAGAGCCGCUGGAACUAUAAGGAUGAAGCUGAUGUGAGGGAGGUAGACGCUGGAUUUGAUCUCCACGACAUCCCCUGUGAUGCCAUGUGGCUGGACAUUGAACACACGGACGGGAAGCGUUACUUCACCUGGGACCCCGUUUGUUUUCCUGACCCUGCCGGCCUGCAGCUCCACCUGGAGGAGAAGAAUAGGAAGCUGGUGGUUAUAAGUGAUCCCCACUUCAAAGCCGAUCCUGACUGGUCCCUGUACCAAGAGGCCAGAGACGGUGGACAUUUUGUCAAGGACAGAGAGGGAGAGCUCUUUCUGGGCUCAUGCUGGCCCGGUGAGUCCUGUUACCUUGACUUCAGCCGCCCUGCCACUCGAGCAUGGUACUCCAGAUGCCUCACCCUGGAUAAGUACAAAGUCCAGGCGGCUGCUGGACGUUCUGACGAGACACCCACGGAGACUCCUGUUCCAGUAAGACCGGGUGAUUGGGGAUCAACGCCGUCGUUAUUUCUGUGGAAUGAUAUGAACGAACCGUCUGUGUUCGGUGGGCCGGAGCAGACCAUGCCAAAGGACGCGGUGCAUUAUGGGGGCUGGGAACAUCGGGAACUGCACAACCUGUAUGGUUUUUACCAGCACAAGGCCACAGUGGAAGGUCUGAUGACUCGCUCCGGGGGCUCAGAGAGGCCUUUCGUCCUGACACGCUCCUUCUUCGCCGGGUCACAGAGACUUGGUGCGGUGUGGACAGGGGAUAACGUUGCCACUUGGGAGUAUCUGAAGAUCUCAAUCCCAAUGCUGCUGUCUCUCAGUGUGACAGGCGUAGGUUUUUGCGGAGCUGAUGUUGGUGGGUUUUUCAAGGACCCAGAUCCCGAGUUGCUGGUGCGUUGGUACCAGGCCGCCGCCCUGCAGCCGUUUUUCCGUGGUCACUCUGCCUGUGUGGCAAAGCGUCGGGAGCCUUGGCUGUUUGGAGAGGAGGUCACCGCUGCGAUCCGCACGGUGAUCCAACAGAGGUAUCAGCUGCUGCCCUACUGGUACACUCUGUUCCACCAGGCUCACACCUCUGGUCUGCCUCCGAUCAGGCCUCUGUGGGUGGAGUUCCCCAGAGAACAAGGCACCUUCAGUGUGGACAACCAGCAUAUGAUAGGAGGAGCCCUGCUGGCCUGUCCCGUCACCGAUCCUGGUGUUCAGGAAGUCAAAGUGCUACUUCCUGGAUCUGAUGAGAUUUGGUUUGAUGUCCAAUCUGCGAUGGCGCACGAAGGAGGAAGGACUCUGAGUCUCCCUGUCACCCUGGACACGGUUCCUGUGUUCCAGCGAGGCGGCUCGGUGGUCUGCAGGUCAGCAGGAAGCAGCUCCUGCACAGCCGAUCUCCAGCUGCUUCCGCUCUCCAUCACUGUGGCUCUGGACUCUCAGGGGGCCGCUGAUGGGGAGUUGUACCUGGACGACGGCCACUCUUUCAACUACCUCCACAGAAAGGCCUUCUGUCUGCGCAGGUUCAACAUGCUGUCAGGCCGGCUGCUCUGCCGUGCCGCCAGUGAAGAAGGAGCGUUUGACUGUGACACCGUCGUACACUCCGUCACCAUCCUGGGCUUGAAGAGCAAACCCACCGCUGUGACUGUGCACCAAUCAGGUGCCGAGGACACUUCUGCUGAGUUUCAGUUCACGGAGACCUGCUGCGAACUGACAGUGAGCAGCCUGAGCCUCAGAGUGCUGACGGACUGGGAGAUUCACAUCCUGUAGGUUCACGGUGCUCGUGUCCGUCGAGGGAGGAAGAGGAAGAAGAAGAAGACAUCAAAAUACAUGCUAACUGCCAAAUGUGACACCUGAUAGACUGCCUUGUAGGGAUAUGGUUCAAAUGUUCAGUUGGGGGUCAAAGAUGAACUGAUUUCAGUGGCCCAAGGUCAAAGGUAACAGUGACCUCACAUGAGUCUAGAAAAGAAAAAUGCGUGUCGACUGAAACUGCACCGGUUGGUGGAUGCACACAACCACAGAGCAGUAACUGUCACUUUUUUAUAAACGUUACUCCUGUUUAUUAAGAGCUGCACCUUCAAUACAACAUUGUAUUAAUUGAAUAAUUCUUUCCUAAUAUUACUAUUGGUACAUUUAAGAAAGUGAAUAAAAUUGAAGCCAUGUUGAGAAAUACGAACGAAAGGAAAACAGUAAAAUUCAUGUUUUAAAGCGAUGCAGUGAAAGUUUCCUCCGCUCAAUAAAACGAUGUGCAGCUUCAAA
Messenger RNA from Hippoglossus stenolepis (Pacific halibut), 3332 nucleotides. RefSeq names its product glucosidase, alpha; neutral C (gene ganc). Bases 81 to 2843 code for a protein of 920 amino acids. The transcript has 26 exons. Gene Ontology annotation, molecular function: alpha-1,4-glucosidase activity; carbohydrate binding. Lineage: Eukaryota; Metazoa; Chordata; Actinopteri; Pleuronectiformes; Pleuronectidae. Gene Ontology annotation, biological process: N-glycan processing; carbohydrate metabolic process. The record is from RefSeq and is a predicted model, not a curated record.